Molecule: messenger RNA, 2124 nt
Organism: Ceutorhynchus assimilis (cabbage seed weevil)
Lineage: Eukaryota; Metazoa; Arthropoda; Insecta; Coleoptera; Curculionidae
Source: the annotation of a GenBank genome assembly
CUUGACUCAAGAAACAAGAAAAUUCAUUGCUUUUAAAAAUAUUUUUUGUGUGAAAGUGUGAAAGGUUUGCUAAAAACUUAUCGAUUCAACUAAUUAUUUAAAUAAGAAAGUGAUAAAAGAACUAAACAUGUUGAUAUAUGGAUCAUGAAAAUUUCUGGAAAUAGAAUUACAUUGGUUUUGUACAAGGCUCUAUUUUUAAAAUAUUCAACACAAUGGCUAAUUCUUACGCAGACGGUAUCAAAGUGAAAAUAUCAGAAAAGUACAAGCCACCCUGUAGAAUAAGCAUGCCUAUAUCGUAUUCCCAGCGUCUCACACUCAACAAACAAAUACAGGACAGUAGGCCCUCUUAUAAUUUCAAUUUGGAAAGAUCUGCUUUGGAAAAAGUCAAUGAAGUGAAAGGAAUUAGGAAAAAAUUGGCAGAAGAACGAAAGCAAAGACUAGAAGCAGCCAAGCAAGAGUUUGACGAAAAAAUUGACCAAGAAAAAUCCAAUCAACUAGAAAAAGAACAAGCAGAAGCAAAAAUUGUUGAAGAAUCUAAAACGACAGAAGCAAAAUAUACCAGGGCACAAUCAAAUACACAAGACUACUCCAAUCGUAGUAAUUCUAGUCAAAUUCAACCCAAUUACAUAACCAAAAAUGGAAUUCUCAUGCCUAUUCCUGUGACCAAUAAUUAUUCAACAACUCCUUGUAAUAUGCUAAUGCCAACUACCACAUUGUUCCAACCUCAACAACCAACAAUGAGUAAAUCAUUUAAUUUAUCGGAUUUUGAAUCUGACACUUCUAGUCCAUUUGAUAAUAUGGAAUUGAAAUCAAUAAAUGAUUUGGAAGAGUUGGCCCAAGUCUUGAAGAGCGAUAGAAAUACCUUUCAACAGUCACAAAAUGUUUAUCCAAGCAACUCUGUUUAUCAAAAUUAUAGUUCUGGCGUGACAAAAAGCUUUGGAAAUUUACCUGCUAACAGCUAUCAACCAUAUAGUCAGCCAAAUUCUGGAACACCUCAAAAUUCUUUAGCUUAUAAUGGAAUUCCUAAUACUUAUAGUCAAGUAAAUAAUAUCUACAAUCCUCAUUCCACAACUUAUAGUCAAUAUAAUAACCCUUAUGCCAAUCAGAGUAGUUAUAGUGUUGCAGGUACUACAGCAAAUUAUAACAACCAAAUAAAUGGCUACAUAUAUAAUGUUCCUCCUCAAAAUAUGGCCAAUCACUACCCUCCUUAUUCUAUCCAAAAAUCCAACUGUAAAAGUGUCCCUGAUCUUGUUAAAUCUGUUGAAAAAGAAUUAGACGCUACACAUUUAAAUGAUACAGUUGAAAAUAGUAGACAUUCAAUAUCUAGUUCGUAUUAUACCACAGAUGUGCCAGUACCUACUAGGCCUAAAAGCACAGAUUCCGUGUAUCCUAAAACAAGGACUAAGGAUGACACUCUGAAUCCAUUGAUUAAGUUAACUAAGGAACAGAGAGAGAUUUGUAAAAAUGUUAGUUUAAUGGGAUUUCCAUUGGAUCGAGUCGUACGAGUUUGUGAAACUGUUGGAAGCGACCAGAAAAAGAUUGUAGAUCAUUUACUAGCUCUCUCGGAGCUCCUUGAUCUAGGAUUUGCUGAAAAAGACGCUUCAGAAGCACUGAUGAGAAACGAUAACAACAGAGACAAAGCUUUAGAUCUUCUGAUUUCCUAAUUCGCCAGGCAACUAUUUACAGGCUGUGGUGUAAUGUAUUUUAAUAGAGUUUAUUUGCAUACAACUGAACAUUCUGGAAGAGGUGAAUAACAUGGAUUGAUUAUUUUAUCAGAGGAAUAAAUUUGUGAAUAUAUGAAAAAGAUUUGAUUUGUAAAUUAUGUGAUAUAUACAUUAGUUGCGUAUUUGCCUUUGCUUUGGAAAUUUCACUAUUAUGAUUUGUAUUUUAAGAAAAAAAAAUCACUUUGCCAUAAUUUGCAAUAUUGGAUACAUUGGAAAUUUGGAUUUUAUUUUGUUAAAUAUAAUACUUUGAGUAUUGAACUUUGCUAGAAGUGCCUGUAUAUGUCUAGGACAUUAGGCUUUAUACCUUUUUAUUGCUUUAAUAUCUAGGGAAUAAAUGAAGAAGAAAAAAAUUGUAUGAAUACUCAACUUGUGCAAAUAAAAAUGUUAUUAUUUAUUAUAA